Carlito syrichta (Philippine tarsier) is the source of this 1082-nucleotide messenger RNA. It is a transcript of the gene DPF3, whose product is annotated as double PHD fingers 3. The coding region runs from base 131 to 1030 and encodes 299 amino acids. The transcript has 8 exons. Gene Ontology annotation, cellular component: nucleus. The record is from RefSeq and is a predicted model, not a curated record. Lineage: Eukaryota; Metazoa; Chordata; Mammalia; Primates; Tarsiidae.
GGACCAGUUCUACAGGGAAGCCAUCGAGCAUUGCCGGAGCUACAACUCAAGGCUGUGCGCUGAGCGCAGCGUGCGCCUCCCCUUCCUGGACUCGCAGACCGGGGUGGCUCAGAGCAACUGCUACAUCUGGAUGGAGAAGAGGCACCGAGGCCCAGGCCUUGCCCCAGGACAACUCUACACAUACCCUGCCCGCUGCUGGCGCAAGAAGAGGCGACUGCACCCACCUGAGGACCCAAAGCUACGGCUGCUGGAGAUAAAGCCUGAGGUGGAGCUGCCCCUGAGGAAGGACGGCGUUGCCUCAGAAGGUACCACGCUGGAAGCACUGCUGCGUGGGGAGGGUGUGGAGAAGAAGGCAGAUACUCGCGAAGAGGACAGCGUGCAGGACUUCCAGAGAGUUCUGGAAAACGAUGAGAACGUGGAGGAAGGGAACGAAGAAGAGGAUUUAGAAGAAGAUGUUCCCAAGCGGAAGAAUAGGACCAGAGGCCGGGCUCGCGGCUCUGCGGGGGGCAGGAGGAGGCAUGACGCCGCCUCUCAGGAAGACCAUGACAAGCCUUACGUCUGUGACAUCUGUGGCAAGCGGUACAAGAACCGACCGGGCCUCAGCUACCACUACGCACACACCCACCUGGCCAGCGAGGAGGGGGACGAGGCCCAGGAUCAGGAGACGCGGUCGCCCCCCAACCACAGGAACGAGAAUCACAGACCCCAGAAAGGACCGGAUGGAACAGUCAUUCCCAAUAACUACUGUGACUUCUGCCUGGGAGGCUCUGCCAUGAACAAGAAGAGUGGACAGCCAGAGGAGCUGGUGUCCUGUGCGGACUGUGGACGCUCUGCUCAUUUGGGAGGAGAAGGCAGGAAGGAGGCGGCGGCCGCAGCGCGCACCACGGAGGACUUAUUCGGUUCCACGUCAGAAAGUGACACCUCAACUUUCCACGGCUUUGAUGAGGACGAUUUGGAAGAGCCUCGCUCCUGCCGGGGACGCCGUGGCAGCCGAGGGUCGCCCACAGCAGAUAAAAAGGGCCGUUGCUGAGGCCACAGGCCAGAUGCUCGGGCGGCUGGCCAUCCCCGUGACUCUGGCCGUG